AUAAGAAAUAUCUUCCUUCACUUGUCGCGCUCGUAACGUAAUUUAUUACGCGAGUCGAUCGAUCGAGCGCAUCGUCAUAUUCUUCUUCUUCAACUCGCGCGAAUCGAUCGCUAAUCGUUUUGUUUACCAGCGUUUACCAUUCGACGCGCGAUAAUAACCGUGAACCGCGACCCCCUGCGAAUACGCGACACACGCACGCACACACACGCGCGCCUGCGCGGUUCAACUGCGUCGUCCAUCCAUCGAGAGAGAAAGAAUCGAAACGAUCGGGCUCGGUGGGAUAAUCUUCCUCCUCCUCCUUCGUAUUAUUCGUAUAUAACAGGUUUCGCAUUUUCGACACAUCCAGGGAAUAAUCUCGGAUUAUUCUUAUUUUCUUUCGAACGAGAUUCGAAAGAAGUUUUCUUUUCGAAAAAUCUUGCGAGGAGGAGAAGGGAAGGUGAAUGGUAAAAGCGUAAUUGUAUUCGUAUCCCUCCCCUCCCCUUACCCGUUCGAACAAUCGCCCGCCCAUUCGGAUCGGAUAAAUCGGCCGCUCCGUUUUGAGUGAAUGAAUUCACGCGCCGUUUCUCCUCGGGUCAUCGAGGAUUAUCCCUUACCUCGGCGAUAAGCGGCGCUCGUCCGAGGAAGAGGGACGGCGGUUGGAUAAGAUUACGCGAGAUCGCAAACAAGAGGGCCGAAGUAUAUAUACACACACGAAUAUAUGACGAAUCCCGUGUGUACGCCCGUAAAAAAAAAUGAUAGAUAUAUUGGAGAGCGUGUGUUACCGAGAGGGAGGGGGUGGACGAGAUUCGAUACGAUCGUGAAAACGAGAGGGAGAGAGAGAGAGGCGUCGAUGGAGGAGGAGGGAGGUGGAGGGGAGGAGCGAGCGACGAUGCUACCAUCUUUGCUUAUAAGGCGGGUAACACGGUUAACAGCGGUAUUUUCCUAUUAAUAAAUAGAUUUGUUUGGGUUCGAUAAAGGGUUAAUAAACGGGGCUAAAUAAACGUCACGCGAUCCCGCGAUGCAACGCCAAGGUUGCAAGGCUUCGAACAAUCGCGUUUCUUUCUCAUCUGGAAUGCGCGCCAUCUCUCGAGUCAGUUACACAUUUCACCUUUGAAAAGUUUCGUUACGAAUAGAGUGGACGAGAACGAUUAAAUAGCCUAGCGAUAAAAACAGGACCGAGGGAAUGACGGGAAGGUCAAGCGCGAAACGUAGGACAGCCCCGUGUCUGUUGGCACUGUUGUUGUUGUUGUUCUUCCAUCUCUCACCGUCGUCCGUCGGCGGGGAACCGAUACCGUCCGAGUUCUACGGCAAAACCUCGGACAACGAUUUCAUAUUGCUCAACAAGCUGAAGGAGUUGUUCGAGGAGAAACAGUACGUGGCAGAACGGGAGAAAGAGUUGGACAAGGAACGUAUGAAGAUCCAGUCGAUAAUAAUGGAGGGGAAGGAAUCGGAGAUACAAUCGGACUCGGAUUACUACGCUGAGAAAUUACCGACACCGAAUGCCGUGGUCAGACAAGAGCCGCAGCAUUCCGGCAAACGUACCAUGAUCAGCUAUAUGACGUUGUGCCACUUCAAGAUAUGCAACAUGGGGCGCAAGCGACAAUUUCACAAGUAAAAGAAACAAGAUGGAUGAAAUGGUUGGCGGAUGAUGGGCCGUGGGAUCGAGAAUGGUCGAGCCUCUUGCGCGGUGCACCCUUUACCUCGAACCGAGACACGCGAAAACGGAGGGAGCGGAGCAAUUUCCAUUCCUCGAGUGGGAUUCAUUGGCUUUCCAAAUUCUCCGUUCGAUAAGAAAAAAAAGAAAAAAAAAUUCGGCUCCUAUUCGGCGCCUUCCACGCUCUUUCGAGAAUCCAAAAAAAAAAAAAAAACCAUUUAAGGCUCGUCACAUUUGUCACUGUGAAGCGAGGAAAAGUUUGACGAUCGGCGGGGCCGAUUUAUUUUGUUACGGACGAUAUAUAUAUAUAUAUUUUUCGUUCUCGUAUCGAGGGACGCGAAUUGAUCGUCAUUAUUAUCUUAACGAUCGAUUUACGAGCGAAAAGAUAUUGGGGAUACGAGCGAAUAUACGCAUAUAUAUUUCACCAGUAUCAUUUAAUUCGAUCGAGGACACUGCAUUCGCGACUCGACAAUUGUUCUUCUACGUAUUCGAUAUAAUUUUUCGAUAUAAUCGUUCAAUUCAAUAUAAUUGAACGAAAACGUAUAAUAAAAUUUCUCGAUGAUCAAUUCAUAUUCCAGAAUUUGUUCGAAAACGAAACUAAGAGGACGAAAAAGAGACGAAUGAAUGGAGAGAGAGAAAGAGAGAGAGAGAGAGAGAGAGAGAGAGAGAGAGAGAGAGAACGAAAGAAAAUUAAAUUUAAAGAGUGGAGUGUCCUCGACGAGCCAUCGAUAGAAAAUCGAAAUGGCGAAUAGGUAUAUAUUUAUUCGUUAGGUUUAAGCGAGAAGGGUGCAAGGGCCGAGGCUCAAAUGUUCUCGAAACUGUUUUUAAAGGAAUAUAUACAUACGUUGAAAAGCAAGAAAAUGAGAUUAUCACAGCACGUACAACUAUGAAAAAAACAAAAAAACAUUAUUCUUCUAGUUAGCGAAAAAUUUGUUACGAUACUCUGCUAUCCGUAUUUCUUUAUAUGUAUGUUCAAGUUCAAACAUAUUCGUAAAUAGAAUGUAAACGUUGCUAUGUGUCAAUUAUGAUUUACGACUCUUUUUCCAAUCGCACGCAUUUUGACAAAAUUUCACCGCUCUACCUUUCCUAUCCUAUCGAUUGUUAAACGGAAUAAAAACGAAUGAUGCUUUUGAUAAAAAAAAAAAAAAAAAAAAAAA
Messenger RNA from Apis mellifera (honey bee), 2790 nucleotides. RefSeq lists its product as uncharacterized. The record is from RefSeq and is a predicted model, not a curated record. The transcript has 4 exons. Lineage: Eukaryota; Metazoa; Arthropoda; Insecta; Hymenoptera; Apidae. Bases 1163 to 1594 code for a protein of 143 amino acids.